Schistosoma haematobium is the source of this 5214-nucleotide messenger RNA. It is a transcript of the gene FCHO2, whose product is annotated as F-BAR domain only protein 2. The transcript is spliced from 10 exons. Gene Ontology annotation, cellular component: plasma membrane; cytoplasm. The coding region runs from base 219 to 4106 and encodes 1295 amino acids. Lineage: Eukaryota; Metazoa; Platyhelminthes; Trematoda; Strigeidida; Schistosomatidae. The record is from RefSeq and is a predicted model, not a curated record.
GUUUUCUAGGGCCGUUUUGAAAGUGUUGUUACUAAUCCCGUCUGCUGUUUCCUAGCUUCAGUUAGGUUCCCCAAUAACUUGUAGAUGGUUGCUGCACUGUGAUUGAAUCUAAUUCAAAUAAAUUAUGAUGCGUCUUAACGAUGAAUAUGUUAGACUCUGUCGCGGAAUUUAAAAUGAUGUUCCAGCUACAACUACUCUAAGGAAAUAGCUUUAACAGGAUGAGUGCAUGUUUAUUUUCUCAGCACUUUUGGGGAGAAAAACAUUCAGGGUUUGAUGCUAUGUAUCAAAAUUUCAAAUUAUGUUAUCGCACUUCGUCUGAAUUUGCCGAAUUUCUCCGUGAAAGUUAUACAGCAGAAGACAAUUAUUACAAAACACUAGUUAAACUAUCUAAACAAGCAGGAUCAUACAACAACACUAGUAGUUUCAAACCAUGUUGGUCUCUCCUCAAGCAGUUUAUUGACCAAAUCUCCCAGGUCCACUUAACUAUUGCACAAGAACGACAGAAUCUAUCAAGAGAUGUACAAAAGUAUCUGGAGGAGCAACACAAGAGACAAAAGCUGAUCAAAGAUACAGAAGCUUCAACGCAGGAAGUUGUACAUGCUUUUCAGGUAACUUCCGUUCAACUUCAGAAGGCGAAGGAGGCAUAUCAUUCACGUUAUAAUGAAUAUGAGCGUGCUAUGCGCUUGGAGUCUGGUUCUAAUCGAGAUCAAGAAAAACUGGAGGUCAAGCUUAAGAAAGCUCAGGAUGAGUACAAAUAUUCGGUUGAAAAGUAUAAUAACCUACGCAACCAGUUCGUAAGCAAAAUGCACAUCUCUUGUGCCCAGUUUGAGGAAAUCGAAGUUGCGCAUCUGGAACAGAUGAAAGAAUUUCUACAUCGGUAUGCAUCUGUCUGGUCCAUCACGGGUGAUGCUUUGGGCAAAUUACACAGUCAGUUUGAUCGUGAUUUAACUGAGUUGACUACAGACAGAUUAUUGAAUAUUCUUGUAACCGAAAGAGGCACUGGGACUUUGGAACCACAAGGUGUGCAGUUUGAAGAUGCAGAGGUUGCUGCCGCGUUUUCAUCAAAUGUAACUGAACGUGCCAACGGAAUAACAACCAAUGGUGUUCGUGUUCUAGAGGCAUUUUUCGCUCGCGAAGCUAGAGCUGCCUCUGCACUUGCAAUUGUAGGUUCUGGUACCAAAGAUAAUGGUGAAUCAAGUCUCAACAGCUUAACAGAUGUUAGAUCAGAUGCAAUCUCUGUGACUAGCAUUUCCGUAGGUGUUGUGCCGUCGGUAACAAAUGUAUCAAUUUCUGGCAGUGGAACUGCAAGACGCCGAGAAGGAUUUUUUCGUCGACGCCGUAAUUCCUUGUCACAGGAUCCCGCUCCUGCUGUCGGUGACAAUGAUGCAUCAGGAUCGUCCACCUCAGUCGGUGCGGCCAUUGGGACAAACACCAAUAUUCAUGCUAGUGGUAGUAUUAGUCUCAGUGCUUUCACCGUCGUUGCCAAACGUGGGAUUCGCCGACUAGGCACUCCUUAUUCGAAUGGUAAAGAUAAACCAAUAAAGCAAAUGGACAAGUCAGAUACCAUUACUUCAAAAAGUGAUGAUUGGCGGACUACUACACCCGUAGAAUUACCGAAAGACGAAGACGGUUAUAACAUUAGACCACCUGAUCCAUGGGGUGAAAACUCUUCAAAUUUCAAUCAUUCUGAGGCUGAUGACUCAGGUUCCGAAGAAGACCUAGAAAACAAAGCGAACAAAACAUUUCAUGGCCUAAAAGUUAAUAUCCGUCCAGUUGGAGAGUUUGCUCCAGGAGUAGCGCUUAAAUAUAAUGGGGAUAAAUUGGAAUCUCGUCCAAAGCCUUUAGAAACAAUAAGAAGUCCUAAAAGCACUGGGAAUUCACAAGUCCCUUUACUUAUUGAUCAUCGUAUCGGAUCAACACUUCGAUCACCACGUUCAAGCAUAUCUUCAUAUCAAAAUAUUCCUAUCACUGCAGGAUCGGAUGGCGUAUCAAAUCAUGAUUUGAUUAAUGCGUUACCUCUCCCACCAUUGUUACCGCCACCUCCUCAACCGCCAUCGUCAUCAUUGUCAUCAUCUACCACUGAAUCUUUUGCUGCUAUCGGUGCUGGUGGUUCAAUGCGUGCUCGGAAUGUCGGUUUGUCAUCGUUUAAUACACUCAGUAAGGGUCAUUCAAUAUCAGCGAUACGUCCACGUGGAUACAGUUGCAAUACAUGGACUAAAAAAGGAAAUUCAAGUCAAGUAAAUUCUGCAAGAUCAUUGGAAUCAAAAGAUGAAACUAACAGUGCAACUUUCAAUUUGUCGUCUUUUGAUACCCUAUUCACAGUACAAGAAACCAAUACAAAAGAUAUUCCUUCAAAUAAUAGUAAAGAUUCUGUUCAGAAGGACUACUCUUCAGAUUUGAAAUUUGGUUUUAAAGAUUCUGUUAGUUGUAAUAGUUUAGUAGAUACUUUACAAAGAAGUUCAUCAUCUGUAAUGGGUGUUAAUCUAUCACCUGUAAAGAACGAUGAUGGUGGUGGUAGCUUAGUUCGACGAUGUUCUAGUACAGCACCUACUUCAACAGAUAAUGAAUCAUUUGAUCAGUCUAAUUGGAUGGCGUUUGAAACAAAUUCAACUGAAACAAGCAAAUCCUUCAGUACUUGUGUACCUUGGCCAUCUUUUAACGCUAAUAUACAUGGUACUGUAGUUGGUAAAGAAGCUCGACCUAUUCCUGAACCUCCAACACGCCUUCAUAAUCAUCCGAAUAAUAGUUCUACUAUUGAACCAAGUAUUACACCUUCUCCUUCUACCCAUUCAGUUAAUUUGCCAAAUAAUUCAAUUUGCUUAGCUGCUGCAUUUACAGAGACUUGGCAUGCCCGGUUUUUUAAUGGUGGUGGCAGCUCUUUUUCAACCGCAGCCUCUACUGGUCAACCUCCUAUUCAAGCAAUCUAUGGUAGUUUAACACUUGCAUUUCCACGUGCGGAUAUGGAACAAAGACUAUUCAAUAAAUCACUUAUUCCCCCUCUUGUGUUUAGAAUUACAAAUGCCGAAAGAUUAAAAGAUCUACAACCUAAACUUUCUGGCUCAUCAAUCAGUUUAUUUUCUGAAAGUACAACUCCUACUACUGAUACACCUCAACCAAUUUUACUCGAAGAUUUGACAGAUAACAAUGCAACACAAAUAAUCAAUAGUGGUAAUAAUAUUAGUUCAGAUUAUAUGCUUACUAUUCCUGGUGAUGUUCUUUCACGUUAUCUUGCUCCAUUGAUAAUUGCUUAUUCAGAUGAAAACUCAUUUUCUUGUAGUGAUACAUCUGAUAAAUUAAAUUCUUCUUUUACAUCUUCUAAUGCACCUACAUAUGUUAAAUUAGAUGUAUUAACUUAUACAGUUGAUGCAAAUGCCGAUGUUAAAGGUUACUAUUCUAGUCUUACACCUCCAAUACAUUUAUGUACUUACUGGCGUUGUGAAGCAUUAACCACAGAUUUUCGUUUGGAUUAUACAGCACAAUGGCCUACACCAACUGCUGCUAAGGAAUCUGUGAAAAAUACUGGAGAUUUGCGAAUAAAUCUCAUGAUUGAUGGAACUGUUAGUCAUAUGCAAAGUCUUCCAGUUGGUACGUGGCUCCCGGAAGUUAAUCAUGCUACAUGGCGUAUCCCACUUCACAAUGCUAAUAUUGAUCGUGACUUAUCAAGGGAUAAUACUAGUAAUAAUGCACAUCGAUCCGAAUUCACUUCGAAAUUUGAUGCAACUGGUACUGUUCGAGCGAAAUUCACAUUAACAAAUGGUCCAGGAAAGCCACAACCUGUUAGUUUACAAUUCUAUCGUGAAGGCUCCUUAGCUAGUGGUGUACAAUUAUUUGUUAUUUCAUCUGAUUAUCAUAUGAAUUUAUGUAAAUAUCGUUUGAUUGGUGAUCGGUAUAUAUGUGAUCCACCAACAAAUGUGAAUCGUUUUCACUCAAAUUCAACGAUUCAAUUAGAACAAAGUAACAAUAAUAUAAAAGAAAAAAUUGGUUCUCUAGUUGUUACUGAAAACAAGAGUGUUAAAAAUAAGAAUGAUAGUAUAAAUGAGCAUAAAAUAAAUUCAACUAAUUUAUCUGCAAUAUCUGAUACGAUUAAAUUUAGUCAUUUACAGUAAAAGUGAUUUUUGAUUUUUUGUGCCUUCAAUGCGAUUAAACAAAUCAUCUAGGUUUAGUAUUAUUGUUAUUUUUUGAAUCCAUCAAUUAAAUAUGCAUAAUUUCCUUUGAAAAUUAGUUAUAAUUUGAUUCAAUGAACUCUUGUGCCAACUGAUUCUCUUGUUAUUAUUGUCACAUUAACUAACUGCUAUUGCAAAUACACCACAUAUAUCAUUUUACACCUGAUUAACUAGUUAUAUAUAUAUAUAUAUAUAUAUAUAUAUAUAUAUAUAUAUAUAUAUAUAUAAAUUCUUCCUUCUCUUUCUGUUUGCAUUCAUUUACUUAUUCUAAGUGAUUAUAAUUAUUUUGAGAAUAUUUAAAGCAAAUAUGUAAAUUUCGGUAAUUACUCGUCGAGUUUUACAAUUACAAAAUAAAAAUAUUUGAUUUCGAUUGUACUGAAUCGAAUUCUGUGUGAAACAUGUACUUCUGUUUUAUUCUCAUUAUUCUCAGCUGUGUUUUACACACACACAUAUAUAUACUUGUUCAUAUUAUUAAUAAUUCAUUCAUUCUAUUAUUCUUUUACAAAAGUUUUACCAAACUAGAUUUGAAUAAAACUUACAUGACUUUCUUAUAUUGGCUAUCUGUUAGGUAGUCGGAAAAAUAGACCAAUAAUUAUGAUGUUAAGUCCAAUGGUGUCCUUGGACUUUAAAUGGACAUUUCCUAUUGGUCGAUAUCUGUUCACUCGUUGAAUAUUGUACAAAAUGUUGUUUUCUAUUUUAUGGUACGAUGUGGUAUGCUUGAUUGGUAUAUAAACAAAGUAUGUUUGAAAUAUAAUGAUUCAUAACUCCGAGGCUGUGACUUGUGUUCUUGACUCAACUGGCUGGGACAGACAGCGAAGCAGGGCCAAUCAGGGCACUAGGUCGUCCUUACGUGUUUUCCGUGUCACUGUCUCAGAAGCGAUCGAUAAAUACGCUGCGUAUCGAAAACCUGCAGUCACACCCGUUACAACACUAUCACCACACUGUAUCGAAUACUUUGAUGAAUAAAUAUUUUUAUUUUUGUAAAUUGUUUAAUGAGAAAUCACUGAGAUUUAUAUAUCUGCUCAAAUGAUUUUGUCAAUUUAUAAUGAUG